UAGUAUGUAAAGAGUGGUAGGUAGUAGUAUCACAUUCUAAUCUGUAUCUCUGAGUGUAAGUUCGAUACUUGUCACAAUCUUCGUGCUCUCCGCCUCUUUCCCUCUCUUCCAUUUUCUGCGAUCUCAGAUUGAGUGAGAUCUCUCACUUUCUCUCUCUAAACUGUUAUAUAUCUAUUUCUCUUCCGGUCCCUCAAUGGCUUCUGUUACUGGAUCGUCCAUGUCCAUGACCACUCUCUCAUACUCGCUCAAACAAAAUCAGGCACUUACCCGAAUUUCCAAUUUCAAUUCGGUUUCCCUUUCUGUUAAAGAGAAAUGCUUCCCAUCGCUGAGGCUGUCACGCUUCCGGGUUUGUUGUGCGGCAAAACCAGAGACGGUGAACAAAGUGUGUGAAAUAGUGAGGAAACAGCUUGCACUACCAGCUGAUUCUGCAGUAACCGGAGAGUCAAAGUUUGUUUCCCUUGGGGCUGAUUCUCUUGACACGGUUGAGAUUGUGAUGGGACUCGAGGAGGAAUUCGGAAUCAGUGUGGAAGAAGAAAGCGCCCAGUCUAUUACCACCGUCCAGGAUGCAGCUGAUCUGAUCGAGAAGCUCAUUGAGAAGAAGGCAUAAAAUGCUGCGAGUGGAAAAUUCAUCAAGUUACUCAUUUGCCUGCUGCUCAUGGAGCUUCCAGCUUUUGUCAAUGUUAUGAACUUACCAGUGUUCCCUCAGUGCCCUAAUUUAAUUGAGUGGAAUACUGAAGCUCAUGUAGUUUUGUUUCUAGUUUGGCUUGUUUCACUAAACUUUAGUUUGAAUUGAGUACUGAAGAUAAUGAAGUUUUGUAUCUGGGGACAUGAGUUUGAAUCUAUCUAAAAAUUACAUUUGAUCUUUUUUUUCACCUA
Molecule: messenger RNA, 876 nt
Organism: Cornus florida
Lineage: Eukaryota; Viridiplantae; Streptophyta; Magnoliopsida; Cornales; Cornaceae
Product: acyl carrier protein 1, chloroplastic-like
Exons: 4
Coding region: 194-607 (137 amino acids)
Biological process (GO): fatty acid biosynthetic process
Molecular function (GO): acyl carrier activity; phosphopantetheine binding
Source: RefSeq, a predicted model, not a curated record